Messenger RNA from Stegostoma tigrinum, 7587 nucleotides. RefSeq names its product transferrin receptor protein 1-like. The record is from RefSeq and is a predicted model, not a curated record. Bases 263 to 2602 code for a protein of 779 amino acids. NCBI's taxonomy places the organism in Eukaryota, Metazoa, Chordata, Chondrichthyes, Orectolobiformes, Stegostomatidae. The transcript has 19 exons. Gene Ontology annotation, molecular function: carboxypeptidase activity.
AUGUCUUGAGCACAUUUUAGAAGUGUAGCAGCUAAUAUGCAGGCGGUGAACUUCCGCAAUCAACUGUGCCAUAGCUAAUUAAAUAACGUGGUUUGUGGUGUGUCUGAGAAGUAUACAGGGGCCAGUGUUUCUUACUCUUCAAGUAGUUUUUUGAAAAAACAAAUUUCACGAGCAGGGUUUGAACCUGCGGGUUUUUCUUUCUCGGGAGCGCAGCCAUUACGUCGUGAUCAAAGAACUAUCCACAUUUUAUUACAAUUUCAAAAUGGAUCAUGCGAGAACAGCUAUUUCUAGUUUGCUUGGAUUUGAGCCAAAGUCAUAUACACGUUUCAGUCUAACGCGGCGAACUGAUGGGGAUGGCAGCAGAGUCGAAAUGAAAUUAGCAGAAAAUGAGAAUGAUGAGGAGAUGGGAGAUGUGAUGGCAGAUGGUAUGGAGAGUCAUGUCGAGAAACCUCACAAUAACUGUAAGCCCUUGUGCUGUUUGAUGACUGCUGUGUUGCUUGUUCUAAUAGGAUUUCUAGUUGGUUAUCUGGCAUUUCGUGGUCAAACACCAGGGAAGUCUGCUUCUUUGCCAGAACAAACCACAGAAGCAAGUUACACAGAGGAGGAUGAGGACGAUUUUGAUGCUGCAAGUGAGGCAAAAACAUCACUCACUUUCUCUGAUAUCAAGAAAAUGCUGAAGGAAAACUUGGACUCUUCACAGUUUCUGCCUGAUGUUAACAAAGUUUCUGAGAUGAACAGCCGUGAAACUGGAUCUGUUGGGGAUCUGACUGUCACUCGGUACAUCCGUCAAGAGUUUCUGAAGAACUUGGACAAGCGCGAUGUCUGGUCCGACACUCAUUACGUAACGCUGCAGGUUAACGGUAAAUCUCCAAAUAGAGUCUGGAUCGUUGGUAGUGGAAAUGCUGAAGAGGUACAGUUAGGACAGCGAAACUCAAAGGUCUUCUGCCCAUACAGUGCAACUGGUAACUUCACGGGAAAACUAGUUUACGCCAACUAUGGAACUGAAGAUGAUUUUAACCUUUUGACCAGCAUGAGUGUGACCGUCAAUGGUAGUGUUGUUAUUGUUCGUGCAGGAAAGAUCAAUUUUGCUGAGAAGGUUGUUAAUGCUGAGAACAUGAAAGCUGGAGGUGUUCUAAUCUAUCCUGAUCCUGAAGAUUAUAAACUGGAUCCUGAUGUAGCUAUGUUUGGACAUGUUCAUAUGGGCUUGGGUGAUCCACGGUCUCCUGGAUUUCCAUCCUUCAAUCACACACAGUUCCCCCCAACUAAAUCAUCAGGACUUCCUGGAAUCUUAGUUCACUCAAUUAGUGGAAAUGCAGCUGCUUCUCUUCUCCGUAAAUUGGGUGGUGUACCAGUUCCAACCAGUUGGAAGAGCAAGGCAACCAAAGUUGGGCCUGGAUUUGCCAAUGAUAAAGAACAAGUAAUGAUGGAAGUGAAUAAUGUUGAAGAAGUGAGAGAAAUGCAUAAUGUCUUUGGUGUUGUUAAGGGUUUCGAAGAAUCAGAUCAUUAUGUUGUAAUUGGCGCUCAGCGUGAUGCCUAUGGCCCUGGUGCAGCAGAGUCUGGAGUGGGAACUGCUUUGCUAUUGGAGCUGUCUAGAAUCUUUCCGAGGAUGGUUGAAGAUGGUUUCAGACCCAGAAGAAGUAUUAUCUUUGCAAGCUGGAGUGGUGGCAGUUUUGGAGCAAUUGGAGCAACAGAAUGGCUGGAGGGAUACAUGUCUGUGUUGCAUUUGAAAGUGUGUGCCUACUUUAGUCUUGACAGAGCUAUAUUGGGAGGUGCAAGUUUUAAAAUGUUUGGCAGUUCCAUGUUGCAUAAUCUAAUUCGAGAAACAGUUUCACUGGUAAAAAGUCCUUUAUCGCCAGAUAAAUCUAUCUACAAAGUGGCUGAAGCAGGUGCUGGUGACUGGCUGAAGGCAGUUUUGCAACCAAUUCCGAUGGAUACCAGUGUUUAUGCGUUCUUGGCAAUUGGUGGGAUUCCGGCUAUUGGACUCAGUUUUACCAAGGAUGAAAAUUACCCAUACAACACAGAAGAGGACACCAUGAAUACUCUCUCCAAGUUUACUGAUGAUAAGUCAGAGCCUGUAGCCCGUGCCAUGGCAGAAGUCAUUGGGAUUGCUGUGAUUAAGAUAGUCUAUCACCACCAACUUCCUCUCGAUUACCAGAAGUAUGCUAGUGAUUUGUCUGAGUAUAUUAUUAACAUUCAAAGCUAUGCAUCAGAAUUGCAGGAGCGUGGACUGACUAUGAAAUGGCUGUUUUCAGCUCGUGGUGACUUCUACAGAGCUGCCAAUACUCUACGUUCUCAGAUUGAAAGUUCUGAUAUGAAUGAUGUGUUGCUCUGUCGGACCUACAACAAUCGAAUUAUGAGGGUGGAGUACAAUUUCCUUUCACCAUAUGUGUCUAUAAAUAAUUGUCCAUAUAGACACCUGCUGUACGGCCAAGGAAACCACACCCUUGCUGGUAUUGUCGAGCAGCUGAAACUUUUGAGGGUGAAUCCUGAACUCGUUGAUUUCAAUACGACUCGUAAUGACUUGGCUUAUGCGACUUGGACCAUCCAGGGAGCAGCCAAUGCACUAAGUGGAGAAGUGUGGACCAGCAGCAAUAACUUCUGAUCGUGUCUGUUAUGCAACCCUUCACCUGGUUUGUCGACAAGCAUCACUUUUAGUUUCAAAAUGCUGAGAUAUAUUAACCUUCACACUUGUCACUUAGGUUCUGCUAUUCAGAUAUGGGAUUAAUUUAUAUUGCCUCUAAAUCAUGUACGGCAUCUGUUUUGUAAAGUGCAAACCUUUUUCUGUUGUACAAAAUCGGAAACACAAAAUUGCUUACCAGCAUGAACUUGCAGAUGUGUAUUCAGAUGCCUUAAAAGAACAGACACUCUACUCCAAUAGUGCAAGUGUGGAGGAAGUGGUGAUAUCUCAGCAGUAUUUGUUAUCUAUAAUCUUUUGCAUUCUGUGAUGCUGCCACUUAAGCUGUUUAUACAUUAGCCUUAGUGUACUUGGUUUGCUUGUUCGCAGUGAACAGAACUUGUGCGUCUGGCGGCAGUCCCCUUGUCAACAAAAACUACAGUCCAGGUUUGUGCUUUGUUUUAAAACAGCAAUGGGGGAGGACUGGUUUUCACCAGGUCUUCCUGGCAGCUAGUCUCAGCAAAUUAACUAAUUUGUUUGGAUUUAGCACUUGUUGAAGUUAACUGCACAUUGUAAAUCUAUUUCAAGUACCACAUUAGACCAAUGUAGAAGCAGCUGUGAAACAUGCUUUUAUAGAUGACUGAUCUGUUGUUCUUGCAUUGUUUCAUGGUGAGCAAAGGAGUAUUUUAAAACUCUGGAACAUUUUAAAUUGAACUGAAUGUGUGUGGGGAAGCAGGUGAUGUUAAGUAAGUAGUCACCGUAGUCCCAGAGCACCCAUACGACUGCUGUCUGAUUAAAGAAACAGCUUGUGGUGAGUUUAACCUGAGAGUCAACAGGGCUGAGUUUGAAAAUUUAGGACCUUCAUGGUGACACAGCCAGUAUGAGAAUUGAACCCAUGCUGUUAGUGUCAUUCUGCAUCACAAACCAGCUGUCUAGCCACUAAUUGAUCAUAGCGUUUAUUUUUGAUUUCACAUCAUUUAACAUAAAAUAUGUGCAUCUUGGAUAUGAAAAGUACUGUAAUGAGACAAACUGAGUUGAGAGAUUAUGGCUUUUUGAACGCUAUAUUGCAAUUUAAUAAGCCUGUUUAUCUUUCCCUUCCCCCAAUGCCUCUCAACAUCCCCCCCAAAAAAAAAGUAAUUGCACCUAAAGUCAUUAAGUGCAAGAUGCUGAUGAAGCUGUUGAGGUUCCACUAAGCUUUUCCUCCUAAGACAUUUUGUGAUGGUUUAAGCUCCUCGGGCAUUCUGUGGGGAGCAAGGACCUUUAUAUCUUCAAACCUCUCUGCAUUUUGAAAUAUAACAAUAACACUCCUUGGAGUAGCAGAGCAUAGAAGCUGCUGGAAAUAUAUAAGGAAACAAACAGUGUGGUAGAUUCAGCCUAGUAAAAAGAAAAGGCAAAGUUUCUGUAUUUAUGCUGGUUUCUAAAUGGAGAGUUUUUCAAAAUUAAAUUUAAUUAAGCCAAAUCAUUUGAAAUGAUCUGGGAAGUAGAGUGAGCAAUGGGCUGAUUUAAACUUUUUGCUAUUGCAAAUUAUUCAGUGGCAUCAGUGACAAUCUUAAUAUAAAGUAAACCUUGUUAACUUGUAGCAACAGUCCUUCCAUCACACUAAAUACUAGUGAUUACACUUGAGAAAAUUAACAGGCAUAAAGCAAAGUUAGUGUAGCUGAAAGGAUGUAACUUUAAGUUUGGUAGACAAAUUAGUCUUUGUGCCUUGAGACAGCAAAAUUUUGUUUUGAAACAAAAUGCAUACAAUUAAUCUCCAAUUUACUCACUGGGCUUGAAGAGGUCUUUAACUUGGUUUAAUGAACUAUAGUGUCAGUGCUAGUCUGAAGUGAAGGAAGAUAGAUAAUUUUAAAGAAUUCAUUGCAUUUCUUUCUGAAUCACGGCAUUACUAUGUCGCCUCUCUACAAACUGGAAACAAAAAUGAAGGCAAUGAUCAAUUGUUCAAUUGCCUUCUCUUACUUUGAACUUCUAUUCCUUGAAGAGACAGGAGUUUUACAAAAUCUAUGUAAUAGUAGAUUCUUGUUUUCUGAAUCCAUUGUAUUUUUAAAGUAGGGUGUCUGUAUUUUUGCCAUUUCUCACUCCACAUUAGGUUGUUUGAGUCGGAUAAUUAUGUUGUGUCAAAACAUGUCCCACAGACCCAAGUAUUUUAACUCUGUCUUUAAACUAUGAUCAAAAAUAGAUGGUACAGGAAUUGUAUAGCUUGCGUUUGUUUUGGAAACUUUCUUUUUUCACACUUCAGUUUUAUUCAGUUGUUUGGAAAUUGUUUGAUGUACUUAGCAGCAAUGCACUAGCAGCCCUUCUAAGUAAGUCAUUACGAUUAUCUAAACUUCAGUUUAUAAGAGAAUCCUUUGCUCAUCAUCUUUUUGUGUUAACUGAAUUUAAAACAUGCUUGUGCUCUGAAAGAUGGCUUGUUGAAUGGCAUGUCCCUUGAUAAAAUGGAGACUGUUUUGUUAUUCUCAAAAUAAUUUGGGUCACUUAUUGUGCAAAGAACAAAACUCUACUUUUGAGUAGGGGAUAAUUUGUCAAAUCACAAGCUGCCUUAAAGAGCUUAAAAUUUAAUCAAAACAGUUUAUCACUUGAUAAUCUUUUGAACUUUACUGUGUAGGGGCUCGCGAAUACAUUCACAGCCCAUAACUAGUGCACAAACAGAAACGUCAUACUUGGCUUAGUCGUCUUAAACCAUUUAACACCCAGGUCAAGUACUUUACUGCUGCCUGCCUAUUAAUCUAGAAUAUUGGCUAAAGUGACAGGGCUAGGUGCUUACAAUUGAUCAUUUUGCUUUAAAAAUGAAGCAUCUAAAUUAUCUGGUAAGAAACUUCUGGGCAUGGUGAAAUUGCAAUUGAAUUUGCUAUAUUUAACCACCAAUGGUUUCGUUUUACACUUACUAUAUAUGCUUGUCACUUAAGAUAAGCGUCUGUCAAGCCCAGUUAUCACGUCACUACUGUUUUCACCAAUCAACACUGAAAUAUUUAUUUUUUUUUAUUUAUCAGUGACAGAGUUCACUAUAAAUAGUUUUAUCUUUUUAAAAUAAGAUAAUUAUCGGAAGCAGUGCCUUCCAUAAUUAUGACGGUUAUACUGUCGACAAUCAGAAAGCAGCAUCUGCUACUAAGAAAUGAAAGCCUAUGACAUUUCUACAAGAAUACAACCUCAUUAUCGGGAGCAGUGUCUUCCAUAAUGCCAUGAAAUAAGGUAGUUUUUGCCUACCAAGGUGUAUAUCGGAAGCAGUGCCUUCCAUAUGUUUCACCCAAGGUGUAUAAAAAUUAUCGGGAACAGGGAUUCCCAUAAUUUAACUGUUAUAUCUGCUUAUCGGUGGGGCUAAUUGUGUGCUUAUGAUCAACUGCUAUCAUGUUUUAUUUGCUUAUGUGUAUUGUAGCUUAAUUAGUUUGUGAUUUUUUUUUUGUAAGGACCUUGUGUGCCUUGUGUUGAUAUGUAUUCACAGAUGCUUUAAAACUUUGUGUUCCUUUUUAAUUGUUACUUGGGUAUAUGGAGCAGGAAGGUGAAAUCCGGGGGGCAGUAGUAGUCAAAGCAGAUAGUAAGUUGCAUGUCCUUUUCAUCCAGUGUGGAAUUGUAUUUUUUAAUAGAAAUUGCUGUUGAGACUUGCUGAUCCUUUUCUGAAGCUUUUCACUUUUAAUUGGUAGAUAUUGGCCAAUGAUGUGUACUGUUCCUACCAAAGCUUCUCAUUGUAAGGAGCUCCUGGUGCCUACGUGGAGUAAUGGCUCAGUUCCAUGCUUUUCUAGUUAACACAUUAACGUUUUUGGAGUGAAGUAACUGGAGUUUCUUAUUCACUUAGUUCCAAACUUUCAAUGGAAGUUUUGGACUGAACCUCCAUGCUCUAGAAGGCUUUUGAAACCAGAUGACCUGAAAUUCAGUUAACAGACCUAAUUCAGCUUGCAGUUGGAACUUUGAAGUGCAUCUGUCUCUGGGAUUCUUCUGACUGCUCCUACUUAGCCCAUGAUCAGGGCCCCAAUAGGUCAAUCCUAAAAGUUUUUACAUUGAAUCUGUGUGCUGGUAGACAACAGCAUGACUUUAGAGGCUUAAAAUUCAUUAUCAUCAUCCCUUAUAUGUGGAUUCUGUAGUGUUUGGCUUUGAUAAUCCGCUCCUAAGCACUUUGGCUUUAGUAAGUAGGUUUUGUUCCUAUGUGUGGCAUCGUAAUCUGAUAGUGUGUGCACUCCAUCAUUGAGUGGCAGCACUAUUGCACUUUCCUCAGGGCAAAGAGAGCAAAAAAGCCUAGAGCCAGUGUGUCUCAAAUUCUCAUGGAAGAACAGCAGUCUGUUCACUGAAAAGAAUAAAGUUCUUCAUGUUAAUAUGUCUUUAAUCAAUAUUCAUUGCUUUCCCAGUUAGUGCUACAAUUACUCAAAUUUUGUUCUGAAUAUAUUCUGAGCAUGAACUGGGCUAUUGUAAAAUACUGUUCUGGGUUACCAGGAUGAGAAUGACAGCAUUCAGUUUGUACAGAUCUAUUUAAGCCCAGGUUCAAUGGAAAAGAUGUGAUGCUUCAGUUCUUAAAAUUUACUGUAAUUGUUUUUUGAAAGAAAAAUUGAUCAAGCUGACCAGAAUAUGGUGUGAACAAUUCCAGGAAAUGUACUGUAAUUUCAUCGAUUAUAGAGAAAAUCUUUAUCUGUAAUAUCUGUGGCAGUUCUCUGGUUUUCAUUUAUCUUUGUGUUCUCACUGCUCCCCCAAAAAUUCAGAUCAUCCCGGGUUAUUUCAGGGAUUAUUUCCCAGGCACUCGGUGCUUUUGGUUAUUCUGUUUGGGCUGCUUUUCCACUGAAUCACUUGUUGCCAUUUGUACAGGGCUUUAAUUAUUUUGCUCUUUUUGCUGCUGCAAAAUAUUCUGCAAACUGUCAGUUGUCUUGUUCUUUUGUUAAGUAUGGCACUUGUCUAUAGUUUCAGGCAGUAAUAAUUGUAUUAUUUCGUAAAUUGUUCUAAAACUUUAGUUACAAAAAAUUGAUUUGUUUGGCUGUCUUGCAUAUGUGCUUCAA